Messenger RNA from Lolium perenne, 1305 nucleotides. RefSeq lists its product as uncharacterized. NCBI's taxonomy places the organism in Eukaryota, Viridiplantae, Streptophyta, Magnoliopsida, Poales, Poaceae. The record is from RefSeq and is a predicted model, not a curated record.
ACCCAGACCCCUGGCCGCACAGCCCCACAUUCCUCGCCCCUUGCCCCCCACCACCGCCACCCUCUCGCCGGCGGCAAUGUCGGUCCACCUCGCAGCCGCGCUGCUCAUCGCGCUCCUCGCCCCCGCCAGCGCCUCCGACGUCUCCUCGUUCCCGCUCACGCAGGCGCAGUCCCCGUCCAACGCCUCCGCGGGGCCCUCCUCCCCGCCCUGCCGCCUCGACCUCUCCGCGGAGCUCUUCGGCGGCGUGGCCGCGGCCUGCGGGGCCGGCGGCGGGCCGGGCUCCCUCGACCGCGGCCGCUGCUGCCCCGUCCUCGCCGCCUGGCUCUUCGCGGCGCACGCGCGCACCGCGCUCUCCCUUCCGGCGCCGGCCCCGUCGGGCCUCGACGGCGGGGACGGCGACGAGGAGCCCAUGGUGCCGUACGACAACCAGCGGUGCGUGGACGCGCUGGGCACCGCGCUGGAGAAGCGCGGGGUGAAGAUGUCGGGGCCCAACAAGACGUGCGACAUGGUGCUCUGCUUCUGCGGCAUCCGGCUCCACCAGAUCGGCUCGCUCCGCUGCCCCGCCGCCUUCGCCGUCGGGACGACCGCCGUCGGGACCGCCGCCAAGAACGCCACGCCCACCGCCGCCGUCAAGGACCUCGAGAAGAGCUGCCGCAACGCAUCCUACGCCGGCUGCUCCCGCUGCGUCCAGUCCCUGCAAAAGGUGAAGGGGAACGUGAGCCGGGAGGCGACCGGCGGCGACCGCGCGCGGCGGAUGCUGGGGCUGGACUGCCAGCUGAUGGGCCUGACGUGGCUGCUGGCCAAGAACAAGACGGCGUACAUCCCCACCGUCUCCGCCGUGCUCCGCGGCAUGCUCUACAGCGCGCACCCGACCGAGUCCGGCGGCGGCGGCCACUCCAGGGUUGCCGGCGGAGGCAGCGCCGCGCCUCCGAAGUGCAGCCCGGACCAGGAGAACAUGCCGCUGGCCGUCGACUCGCUGCAGUUCGAGCACGCCGGCAGCACCAGCUCGGCCGCCGCCGUCAUGCUCCGCGGCGGCAUCGGCUGCUCGCUACUACUCUGCCUGGUACUCUGCCUCGUCUGGGAAGCGUUCUUGUGAACAGGGGGAGCAGUGCAGUGCUGAUGAAUUAAGCUUGUUGAUAAGAGUAUUUUGUAGGAGCUGUUAGUAGGGAGGAGGGGGUAGUUUUCUUCUUUUUUUGCAUAGAGUUGCGGAUUAAUCAGCAGAUAUGGCAUGGCGGCGAGAUUAUGUUGUUUGUUCGUGAUGGCAGAUGGCCUUAUGUCAAAUCUCCGUGCUUUUAUCUUGGGUUA